AUGUUUCCAACAAAGACAUUAAAAAAUUCACAAUGUCAUCAAGAAUAUCAUCAAGAAUGUCAUCAAGAAUAUCAUCAAGAAUGUCAUCAAGAAUAUCAUCAAGAAUGUCAUCAAGAAUAUCAUCAAGAAUGUCAUCAAGAAUGGCAUCAAGAAUGUCAUCAAGAAUAUCAUCAAGAAUGUCAUCAAGAAUGUCAUCAAGAAUAUCAUCAAGAAUGUCAUCAAGAAUAUCAUCAAGAAUGGCAUCAAGAAUGUCAUCAAGAAUGUCAUCAAGAAUAUCAUCAAGAAUGUCAUCAAGAAUAUCAUCAAGAAUGUCAUCAAGAAUAUCAUCAAGAAUAUCAUCAAGAAUGUCAUCAAGAAUAUCAUCAAGAAUGUCAUCAAGAAUAUCAUCAAGAAUGUCAUCAAGAAUAUCAUCAAGAAUGUCAUCAAGAAUAUCAUCAAGAAUGUCAUCAAGAAUAUCAUCAAGAAUAUCAUCAAGAAUGUCAUCAAGAAUAUCAUCAAGAAUGUCAUCAAGAAUAUCAUCAAGAAUGUCAUCAAGAAUAUCAUCAAGAAUGUCAUCAAGAAUAUCAUCAAGAAUGUCAUCAAGAAUAUCAUCAAGAAUGUCAUCAAGAAUAUCAUCAAGAAUGUCAUCAAGAAUAUCAUCAAGAAUAUCAUCAAGAAUGUCAUCAAGAAUAUCAUCAAGAAUAUCAUCAAGAAUGUCAUCAAGAAUAUCAUCAAGAAUGUCAUCAAGAAUAUCAUCAAGAAUGUCAUCAAGAAUAUCAUCAAGAAUAUCAUCAAGAAUAUCAUCAAAAAUGUCAUCAAGAAUAUCAUCAAGAAUGUCAUCAAGAAUAUCAUCAAAAAUGUCAUCAAGAAUAUCAUCAAGAAUAUCAUCAAUAA
Molecule: messenger RNA, 873 nt
Organism: Psylliodes chrysocephalus
Lineage: Eukaryota; Metazoa; Arthropoda; Insecta; Coleoptera; Chrysomelidae
Source: the annotation of a GenBank genome assembly